AUAGGAAAUGAAAAUAAAAAUAAAUGAAACAAUGAGGAGUGAUCAUUUAUACAAAGCAAUUAGCCAGCAAUAUAGAAAACUUUGCGAAAUUCAUGGGAAGCUUUCAUUGGUCCAAUGGGCAAUGAAAAACUUCUCUGAAAAACUCCAUAAUAUAACUACACUUGAACCGCCAAAACAAGAAGAAGAGAAAACCAAAGCCAUAAAGCACCAUAAAGAAGAAGAAGGAGAAGAAGAAGAAAGAGCUAGAUGUGAGUGGGAUUUUAAUCUUGAGACGGUAGUUUCAUCAAGCAACAGCCAAUCUGUAUCUCACGCCCUUGGCGCUAUCGAAUUUGACCAGUCUGAAAAUUUCGUUGCCACAGGUGGAAUAGCGAGAAAGAUAAGAAUCUACAGCAUUAAGUCUUUGCUACCGCACAAAGGUAGUCAGUACGAACACAUACUUUCUUUAGACCAUGCUAAUGCAUGUGACUACUAUAUGUGUACCCCGGCUAAGCUUAGCAGUCUCCGAUGGAAACCUGGAUUUGACAGCCGGAUUAUAGGGUCCGGAGACUACGACGGAGUGGUGACGGAAUAUGACCUUGAAAGAAGAUUACCGGUAUUUGAACGAGAUGAGCACGGCGGUCAUCGGGUUUGGAGCGUGGACUAUUCCAAUUGGAAUCCGGUGGUGGGCGCAUCCGGAUCGGACGAUGGCACCAUGCAAAUGUGGGACCCACGUUGUGAGGAUGGAGAUGUGGCUACGAUUCAACCUAGCGUGACUCGCAGUGCUGUCUGUUGUGUGGAGUUUAAUCCGUUUGGUGGAUCGAUGAUAGCCAUUGGAUGCGCUGACCGGAAAGCAUACGGAUACGAUAUUCGAAUGAUGGUCAAACCGGUUAUCAUGCUCGAUGGGCAUAGAAAGACUGUGACAUACGUUAAGUUUGUGGACGCUAAUACAUUAGUGUCUGCAAGCAUUGAUGGGUGCUUAAAGCUAUGGAAUUUAAACGAGUCUAAAAUGAUUCGCACGUACAAGGGACAUGUCAAUAAUCGGAAUUUCGUAGGGCUAUCGGUGUGGAGGAAUGGAAGUUUAUUGGCUUGUGGAUCAGAAAAUAAUCGAAUAUUCGUUUAUGACAAGAGAUGGGGAGAACCCAUAUGGAUGCAAGGGUUCGACACAGCAGGUUCAAGUAUGGAAAACCAGGAGUUUGUCAGCAGUGUCUGCUGGAGGCAAGUGGGAGAGGAUAAGUGCACACUAAUUGCAGGUGGAUCAGAUGGUGUCUUAAAAGUUUUUCAAGGCAAAAGGAAGGCAAAUACAACUCCUAGUUAAAAUGGCGUAAAUAAAGGUUUUUUUUUUUUUUUCCUUUUUAAAAUUAAAAUUUUCAGUUUACAGCUAUCGAGUUGCCGGUUGCCCCGCCAUAUUAACUAAAAAAAGUGGCUGGCGUUCUUGCUCUGUUUUUGAUAACAGUGUGAAAUUUGGAAUUUGGAGUCUCAAUUUUGUGGUCGUGCAUGAUUUUAAGUCAUCAAAUAUUUAAUUUGUACUCUGAGGAGAUUAUGGUUUAUGUACGAUUCGAUGUGAUCUAUGCUUUUGCUGAUAAGACCAAACACCAAUCUUUUGAAAAA
Molecule: messenger RNA, 1587 nt
Organism: Jatropha curcas
Lineage: Eukaryota; Viridiplantae; Streptophyta; Magnoliopsida; Malpighiales; Euphorbiaceae
Gene: RUP1
Product: Transducin/WD40 repeat-like superfamily protein
Biological process (GO): response to UV-B
Molecular function (GO): protein binding
Source: RefSeq, a predicted model, not a curated record